CCGUCCCCUUUAAAUAUGUGGUUCGUAAAUGUAACUUUAAAUCCAGAUAGCAAGCGAAACUGUUCGCAGGGAAAUAUUGACGCGGGCCAGAUUUACCUGACAGGAAUACAUCGUGUAUAGAAGAUAUGAUUAGGGAUUUGACGUGCUUCUCAUUUCCUUCCCCGGCGAAUCACACACGACGAUCCAGUCCGGGCUUUGCCUUGCACCAUGCUCCUUUGGUCUGAGAACAUCCAGAGACGGAGGGGUUUUUAUUCCGGGAUCUCUCUAUUACUCUGAGGUCUUAGUCUCAGCCUGUCCGAGUGAACUUCACAGACCGAGCACACAUUGGGAUUUCAUGCACACACAGGAUCCAUGAGGGUGGCCUCUGGUCGCAGUUCUGCAUUAUCCAGACUAUAUCGGUCGAGGAGAUAUAGAGGACUUCUUGCCUUUUUUUUCUAAGCAAACCGUUCUCAGACAAUAUAUACAUGCACAAACACCGUAACCAACGGCCGGGGGGCAUAUAGUGGAGAUCAGCGAGCGCUGCUUGGAGAAAUCGCCUUCGUCUCUCGGAACUGUUUGGACUUUACCAGGGAGUUCGUCAGGGUUUGGGCUGGGCAAAAAAAAAAGUGGAUUUUCAAGAUUUAUCUGCACACAUCAUGUCUUGGAUUAUUGCUGUUGUGGCGGGGCUUUUCAGCUUGACUGUGCUUUAUGAUUCGGUUGUGGCUGAUGCGAAGGGUCGAACCUGUUCUGAGGUGAGACAAGCGUACGGUGCGAAGGGAUUCAGCCUCAGUAACAUCCCCUACCAAGAGAUCUCGGGGGAGCACCUGCAGAUAUGCGCACAAGGUUAUACAUGCUGCACUUCGGAAAUGGAGGACAGGUUGAGCCAGCAGAGCAAACUGGAGUUUGAAAAUAUGGUGGAAGAAACAAGUCAUUUUCUCCGCACAACAUUUGUUUCCAGACAUAAGAAGUUUGAUGAGUUUUUCAGAGAACUCUUGGAAAAUUCAGAGAAGUCUUUGAAUGACAUGUUUAUACGGACUUAUGGCCAACUCUACAUGAAGAAUUCCGAGGUGUUCCAAGAUCUCUUCACAGAACUAAAACGGUACUACAUAGGUGGCAAUGUAAACCUGGAAGAAUUGCUCAAUGAUUUUUGGGCCCAUUUGCUGGAACGAAUGUUCAAGCUGGUAAACCCCCAAUACCAUUUCACAGAGGACUACCUUGAAUGCAUCAGCAAAUACACUGAACAGCUCAAGCCAUUUGGAGACGUGCCUCGAAAGCUAAAAAUACAGGUGACAAGGGCCUUUAUUGCAGCUCGGACCUUUGUGCAGGGGUUGACUGUAGGCAGAGAAGUUGCCAACAGAGUAUCAAAGGUCAUUCCAGCAUUAGGGUGCAUCCGUGCUCUGAUGAAGAUGAUGUACUGUCCUUACUGCCGUGGAGUCCCCACAGUGAAACCUUGCAGCAACUACUGUCUUAACGUAAUGAAGGGCUGCCUGGCUAAUCAGGCUGAUUUGGACACAGAAUGGAAUCUUUUUAUUGAUGCAAUGCUAUUAGUAGCAGAAAGGUUGGAAGGGCCUUUCCACAUUGAGGCAGUAAUGGAUCCAAUUGAUGUGAAGAUUUCUGAAGCCAUCAUGAAUAUGCAAGAGAAUAGUAUGCAAGUGUCAGCUAAGGUUUUUCAAGGAUGUGGGCAGCCUAAACCAAGGCCAGCUGGACGUUCAACACGUUCCGUUUCAGAUAAUUUUAAUAUAAGGUUCAGGCCCUACAGUCCAGAGGAACGCCCGACAACUGCAGCUGGCACAAGCUUGGACAGAUUGGUUACUGAUAUUAAGGAGAAACUGAAGAUGGUGAAGAAGUUCUGGUCCACUCUGCCUUACACACUCUGUAAUAUUGAUAAAGUGACAUCUGGUGUGUCUGAUGAAGAAGAAUGCUGGAAUGGACACACCAAAGGCAGGUACUUGCCUGAAGUUAUGAAUGACGGUCUGACUAAUCAGAUUAACAACCCAGAAGUAGAGGUGGAUAUCACUAGACCGGACACAAUGAUUCGCCAGCAAAUCAUGGCGCUUCGAGUGAUGACUAACAAACUAAGAAAUGCUUAUAAUGGAAAUGAUGUAAACUUCCAAGAUUCAGUUGAAGAGGCAAGUGGCUCGGGCAGUGGUAGCGGCUGCAUCGAUGAAAUGUGUCCUCAGGACUUGGACUUCUCAACCACUGAGGCUCCACCAGGGCCCAAGAAGAAUGAGCCUAUAGGCUCCGCAGCAGUCGGACCCUGCCUGCAUUGGCUGACCAUAUUUGGCACCUUUCUACUCCUGGUACUACAAAGACAGUGGAGAUAAUCAGUGGCAUGCAAUAGAGACACUAAAGGACAAGCACCAUUUUCCUUUUGGAUAUGUCCAUCAAACACACAGCUCCAUCUUGGAACCGUACCAGUUUUAAAGCAGAAAGGAACACUGCAGCCUGCUGCCAUUUUACCCAAAGACCACCAGGUGCCAUUCAGGUACAGUCUACCAGUGCAAGAUUGCUUUAUCCUCACUCAGACCUCACAUAAAAAGAAACGGUUACUUGACUGCCAUUGGGAUUAUUUCCAGAUUCAUCUUCCUUUCUGCUUAUGUUAUGCAUCAAAUAAUAAUGACCUUCUAUAAAGAAAUUUGGUUUAAGUAAGAUUUUAAUAUCUAAGUUCUACCUUUACAGUUACCACAAAGUUAAAAUAUGCUGCAAAAUGUCCUGGAUAAUAUGUUUAUCUAUCGUAUCUCUACAGUGACUUAUCAAUGAACAAUGAAGUUCAGUUACGGCAGUAGCUAAAUGAUUCAUGAAUGCUGGUAGUUUAAUAGCACAGUUCGCCUCAUCCAUCUAAUAACUGUAUUCGGUUGUCCUUUAGAAAACAUGAACAAAGAAGAUUUGUGGUCAUGUGCAUUUAAAAUUAGCUAUAAACAAUGGGAAUAUUUGGAGUAUUGUGGAACGUACAGAACAAGCAACUACACAAACAUUAGUCAUCACAAUUGCGCACAGGUGAAAGAUAUAUGUUUUCGAAUGAAGACCGAUAGGAUUUACUAAUGUAUAAGUAAUAAGAAGAUGAGUCAUGCUGUUAAUCACAACAGAAGAAAGAUUCAGGAAGGUUGUGAGCUCUGACCUUCAUGUUGAAGUGUAUGAUUAGCUUCUCUUACCUGAAUUUUUGCUACUGAUUUUGAUUGAGUGAGAAGGGUCAUACUAGUGUGCCUAAUUUUCCCACAUGCUCCUCCAUUUGCUUGUUGCUCCAUGUCUUCUUAAUAAGUUCCCUAAAAGGUUAGAAUCCUGCAAAGUGCUAGGAUAAGCCAUUUGAGAAACUCCAAAAAGAAAGUGAAUCUAUAAUUUUAUUUUCAAUUUUUCAUUCUGGCACUAGUCAUCUGUUGCUACAUCAAAACAUAAAUAAUUCAAAGUAUUAGCUCAGGGCUCAAAUGUGAUUGCAUUAUCUGCAUGUUAUUAUAUCACCAAUGCUCAGCACAAAGACAGCCCCGGAACACUUAAAUUGUUGAAACACCAGUUUUCAAUGCAAUUGUGAAUGGCUAUUGUGUGCACCACUCCCAUCGAAUGAGAGUGCCUGACAUUUGUAUGGGUUUAUUCUACAUUCUGUGACGGAGGUACAUCUGUAAUAAUGAGUAGACAGCUUCAGUACCUAUUAUGUGGUCGGAAUGAGAAUUCUGGAGCUAUGAAGUCACGGCAUUAAAGAUAAAAAUAAAAAUGUAUGCCCUUCAGUACUUUGAACACAUUAUGGAGCGUUCACAAUGCGUGCAUGUUCCUGAUGUGAAGUUGAUAACCUAGCUUGGGGAAAAUGUGCUGAACCAAAGAACAUUUUUAAAGUCAGAUUAUUCUGAACAUAAUUGCAUUUUACUUACUUCAAAAACAAAUUAAAGAUGGUGCAAUUAAGUGUUAUUUUUGUGGGUAAACUAUGAUCAUUAAUUCAUUAAUCUCCUGAAUGCAUCUGCAGUCAUUCUCCUGGAACAAUUCUGGAUAUAUUUUAUGGAGCUCCAUUAUUGUGCUAUGAAAUUUAAGAAUAAAAUGAAACAGGGCAUUUCACUCAUUGUACCUGCACCAUACAUUUAAAGUUUUCCAUUAUUUCCACUCCUUUCUUUCCCAAUAGCCCUGCACAUAUUUAUUGUCAGAGUACAAUUCUAUUCUGAAGUUACUAUUGAUGUUAGUUCCAUCACCCUUUUGGAUAGUCUAUUCCUAAUUAUUAAAACUAAUUUUCACCAGCUUUGUCAGUUACAUUAAAUCUUUGUUCCAUCAGUACAGACCUUGCUGUGAGUGGAAAGAGUAAACAGAAAUUUCAUUGAAUUAAUGAAACCAAAUUACAAAAGCACAACGUACCACAUAUAUAUCCCACUGUAACAUGAUUAAUGCUAUCAGACUAAGCAUUCAGCACGUAUGACCAAGGGUAAAUUUCUACCCUAGUUUUGCCAUAUAUUUACUGUCAAAAUCUUUCACAAUAUUGAACUUUUAAUAAGCAUUUUUUCCAGCCAUGGAGCAAAUGGAUUUAAACAUUGUGAUUCAAACAAUGCUUCUAUUUAAAAAAAAGCUAUAUAAUCCUAUUAUUCACAUAUAUAAAUACGGUAAAUCAUACUUGCAGCCUAAAUUUGGAUGGCAUCAUAGUUGGGUACAGUUCAAUCAUGGGUGGAUGAGGCCGAAAACAUAAUUGGUAUAAUAGCCUAUUACAUACUUAGUUACUAAAUUCUAUCUUUAAAACAUAGCCAAAAGGGAAAAAUUACCUGGUAAAUCCAAUGAGAUGGAUACUUUUGGGUGUGGAUUUCCUUCUGUGCAUUGGAUUCAGUGAUUUAAUUGGAUUUAUUUAAAGCAGUCAUAUUCCAAAUUUGACAAUAAAAUGAUUUGGAGAUGCCCAUCUCCUGUGAGACUUGCAAUUUAAAAAAAAUCAAAUAUCAGGUGACAAAUUGAAUUCCAAUUAACACUUUAUAAUAAAUUGAACAAUUGAAUCAAAACUAAGGCUGGAAAGAGUAAUAGCUUGAUGAAUAUACAAUAAUAUAUGAAGUGGAAUUUUGGAAAAAGAACCAUCCAAUUUUUAAGAUUGAUUACUAGAACAUUGAGAACAAAUCAAGAAAUAAUAGUAGGCAAAUGUUUCCUGAACUGUUUUUUUUUCCUGUGCUCUUGGAAAUGUAGAAUGGCAGCAAGUUUUAUGUGGGAUAAAAGUUUAGAAAUUUAUCAGCAAUCACUUGUUGUAUUCCAUUUAUAUCCUUUAUUAAUAUCCAUUAUUAUUUAACAAUAAGCAAAUUACAUUCCAUAUCCUAAGUUUUUUUUUAAUGGAAACAACUUUUUAAUGGAAAUACCUUUUUAAAUUGACUGAAUUAGACAUACUUCUGAUUUAUUUAAAAAUAGAAAUUAACCUUUUAUUGAAUUUUUUUGCAUUCUUAAAACAUGGACCAUAAAAUAGUACAGCACAGUUAUGGGCCCUUCGGCCCCCAAUGUUUGUGUUGAACAUGAUGCCAAAUUAAACUCAUCUCAUGUGCCUCCACAUGAUCUAUAUCCCAUCUACUCUCCGCAUUUCCAUAUGCCUGUCCAAAACCCUCUUAAACACCACUACCAUUCCCCCUACCACCUCUGGCAAUGCAGACCAGGCCCCCAGCACUCUCUGUGUAAAAAUCUUGCCCUGCACAUCUCCAUUAAAGUUUUCUCUUCUCACUUUAUUCCAUCUAAUAUUGGACAUUUUCCACCUUGGAAAAUGAUUCUGACUCUCUACCCUAUCUAUGCCUCUCAUAAUUUUAUACACUUAAUCAUAGAGACAUUUGUGUAAACGUGUUGUCCCUCGGGUUCUUAUUAAAUCUUUCCUCAUCACCUUAAAGCUAAGUCCUCUGGUUCUUGAUCCCCCUACUCUGGCUAAAAGACUCUGUACAUUUACCCUAUCUAUCUCAUACUC
Amblyraja radiata (thorny skate) is the source of this 5869-nucleotide messenger RNA. RefSeq names its product glypican 6a (gene gpc6a). The transcript is spliced from 9 exons. NCBI's taxonomy places the organism in Eukaryota, Metazoa, Chordata, Chondrichthyes, Rajiformes, Rajidae. Gene Ontology annotation, cellular component: extracellular region; synapse; plasma membrane. Bases 636 to 2303 code for a protein of 555 amino acids. Gene Ontology annotation, biological process: regulation of signal transduction; regulation of protein localization to membrane; cell migration. The record is from RefSeq and is a predicted model, not a curated record.